AAUCGACGUGAUCGUGUCGAGUGUGGAUCGACAAUUCCAAGCAACACGAUGUUGUUCCUGACCGUGACAGCAUGUUUGGUCAUCACGGUCCAGGCCGGAUGCCCCAUGAGGCCCACACCUGAACAAACCACCGCUACCAGGACCACCGGAGACGGUGGCUACAGGAUUCUCGUUAGCGGAGACGGUAACACGUAUAUUCCCAACGCUGUCUACACAAUCAGUUUGCAAGGAUCGAGAACGCAUGAAAGGUUGCAACAGUUCACGCGUUUCACGGUUUCCGUGCAUUCCCAGCAUGCACCGAACAAUCCCGCGGCCCGGGUUGGUUACUUCCAAUUGUUCCCGGACACUUUGACCACGUUCAACGAGGAUUGCGUAAACACCGUCUCGGAAGCUUCCAAUUUCCCGAAAACGGAGAUCCAAGAGAUGUGGAAGGCACCACCGCCCGGAUCAGGAUGCGUUAUCUUCACCGCCAUGGUGCUGGAGAACAACGUUCGAUGGUACGCCGAGGACGGCGGCCUGACCAAAACCCUCUGCGAGGUUGGACCCAAGGAGGUCGAGACAAUCGACGUUGACAGGUGCUGCGCCUGCGACGAGGCGAAGUAUUCGUUGACUAUGGAGGGAAUCUGGUCGAACGUGACCCAUCCGAAAGACUUCCCGUUCUCGGUCUGGUUGACCCACUUCAGCGACGUGAUCGGCGGUUCCCAUGUACCUAGCUUCUCCUUUUGGGGCAAGGACCAUAUAGCCACCGACGGCUUCCGACAACUGGCCGAAUGGGGAUCCGCCUCGGGGGUGGAGGCUGAACUGAGGGCCAACGCGAACAAACUGAGAACGUUGAUCAAGGCCGCCGGCCUUUGGUACCCCAACGUAAACAGUAACACGAGCACCAGUUUCAGAGUGGACAAAGGUCAUCCAAUGCUCUCUGUGGCCUCCAUGUUGGGACCGUCCCCGGAUUGGGUGGUCGGUGUCAGUAAGCUGAAUCUCUGCAGAAAGGACUGCACCUGGACGAAAAGUGAAAUCAUCGAUUUGUACCCUUGGGACGCGGGCACCGACAAUGGUAUCUCAUACAUGUCGCCGAAUUCCGAGACAAAGCCGCGGGAGAAGAUGAAGCCCAUCACCACACUGUACCCCGAAGAUCCUAGAGCACCUUUCUACGAUCCCACUGGACGACCUAUGCUCCCAUUGGCCAGGUUGUACUUGAACAGGGAGAAGCUGAUCCCACGUGGCUGCGACGAGGAGAGCCUUCAGGAGCAAUUGUCGCAACUGGAGGUCGCUGAGAACACCGAGGACACCUCUAGACCUGAAUGUCAGACCACGGACUACACCGCCUGGUCGACCUGCUCGGUGUCUUGUGGCAAGGGAUUGAGGAUGCGUACUAGGUCCUACUUGAUGCCGCAGAAAGCAGCCAUGUUCCAGUGCAAUAGGCAGUUGGUCUCAAAAGAGAUGUGUGUUGCAUCGAUUCCAGAAUGCCCAGGGGAAGAAGAGGGAGACGAUGGCGUGCUGGGGGUUGUUAACAACGCGUUCUGCGAAACUACUGAAUGGGGCGAGUGGUCCGAGUGCUCGUCCUCCUGCGGGAUCGGGAUGAAGUUGAGAACGAGGAGGUUCAAGGACCGUAUGGGUCGUAAAAGGUGCCCUCACGUCUCCCUCGUUGAGAAAGAAAAAUGCAUGGAGCCUCCGUGCGCGGACGGCGUCGAGGAACAAAUUGAUCCUACGUGCAAGGUAACUGAAUGGUCCGACUGGUCACCUUGCAGUGCGUCUUGCGGAAAGGGGGUGAAAUUGAGGACCAGAUUGCUGAUGGUCGAACCUUCGGAGCAACACAAGUGCUCCUCCAAGAUUGAGCUACUUCAGCAGCGACCUUGUUUGGAACAGGCUGACUGUACCUUUGAUAUGGCCACCGCGAAAGUGGUCUGCAUGGAGGAGGCAGAUCCUGGACCAUGCAGAGGCUACUUCCAAAGAUGGGCGUUCGUUCCUCAAAAAUUGAUGUGCGUACCUUUCGGAUACGGUGGUUGCCGCGGUAACAGAAACAACUUCUUGACUGCCGACGAGUGCAGUAACACUUGCGGAAUCGUACGAUCAAUCCUUACUGGUGAACCGCUGAACAAUACCAAUUCUCUGCGACCGUCGCAAUCUGAAGCUCCAGUCGAUUGUCUUGUCUCCAGCUGGUCACCUUGGACACACUGUAGCGUCACUUGCGGUACAGGUCGCGUCAGCAGUCACCGAACAAUUAAGCAAGAGCCACAGAACGGCGGCCGUCCUUGUCCAAAGAAGCUGCAACGUCGUUCCCGGUGCCAGCUCGCCCCGUGCGAGUAGCACUUCAAAUAAACUCGAUUCAAGAGCAGCGAAGCUAAAACAAGCAAACAGAGACGACAGGGUUCACACGCCGUUCACACUUUCAGAGAGGAUCGUGACCCGUUAAAAAGUAAAUGGCUCGCGGCACACGUAAGUAACUCGAUUCACGAACGAGUCAGCUUCGGUCCCCCAAGGUAUUCGUUCGUGUCACCAAAAAGGGAAUUCCUUGGGUGUAAGUUUUCUUUUUCUACAAAAAGAUCGAUGGGUAUGAAAUAAACCGAUGUA
Molecule: messenger RNA, 2571 nt
Organism: Dufourea novaeangliae
Lineage: Eukaryota; Metazoa; Arthropoda; Insecta; Hymenoptera; Halictidae
Gene: fat-spondin
Product: spondin-1
Exons: 12
Coding region: 49-2307 (752 amino acids)
Biological process (GO): cell adhesion
Cellular component (GO): extracellular matrix
Molecular function (GO): serine-type endopeptidase inhibitor activity
Source: RefSeq, a predicted model, not a curated record